ACAAACAAUCGUGUUAAACACGUGCACGGCACCCUCCGGACAGUUAAAAACAGACUGAUUGUACGCCCUCACGAAGAUAGCCGCAUCCGUGUAGCAAGCUGUUACCUGCUAUUGUGCAAUAGAAGUGUCACACGCCAGCAGGAAACGCGCGGCCUCUUCACAGCCGUUCCCCGCAUCCGUUGAUAAACGACCCGGCGGCACGAUGCUAGCAGUGCAGCUGUUACUGCGCAGCGCGCCGGCAGCAGGUGCUUCCCGGGCGACCAUGGCUACGAAAAGCAAGAUACCAGCCGAGUAUCGCAAACUAGUGUGCGUCAAGACGACGCCGAAAUUCCGCGAUGCGGUCUCCGUCGUUACGGUGCCGACGCCGAAGCCCGGGCCGGGUGAGGUUCUUGUGCGGACCUGCUACGCCGGUGUCAAUGCUUCAGACGUCAACGCAACCGCCGGCCGGUACGAACAGACGCCCAAGGAACACCCGUUCGACCUGGGCUUUGAGUCUGUCGGCGAGGUGGUCGCGGUCGGCCCGGACGUCGAUGGACUUAAGGUCGGCAACGCCGUGGCUACGACUAACUUCCCCAAGUUCGGCGCGUUCGCCGAGUACCAAUGCGUGCGGGCAGAGCGUGCGUACCGCGUACCACAGGCCAUACCCGAGGUAGUGCCGCUCCUGGUAAGCGGCCUGACGGCCGCGAUCGGCCUCGACCAACAGGGGCGCAUCAGCGCUGGCGAGACGGUGCUGGUAACGGCGGCCGCGGGAGGUCUGGGCCACCUGGCCGUGCAGUACGCGCGGGCCGCCGGCUGCCGCGUGGUGGCCACGUGUUCCUCGGACCAGAAGGAAGAGUACCUGCGCAGCCUGGGCUGCGAGAAGGUCAUCAACUACCGCACGCAGGAUCUGGGUGCCGAACUGGGCAAGGCGUAUCCCGAUGGCGUCGACGUCGUCUGGGAGACCGUGGGCGGGGAGACUUUCGACACGCUCUUCAGGAAGCUGCGACCGCGAGGCCGCCUCGUGGUGGUGGGAGCCAUUAAGGGCUAUCUACAGGCUGACAAACCGUUCCCCGAUGUUGAUCUGCGCGAUCUGCCCUACCGACUGCUCGCACGCUCGGCCACUCUGGCGGGCUUCUUGCUUCCAGACUAUGCCCACUUGUAUCCGGAGUACGUUAGUAAGCUGUACAUGAUGCUGCAGGAUGGCAGCCUCGUUCCCAGGGUCGACCUCGGAUUGAAUGCAGAGGGCGGGGAGCUGAAGGGUGUUGAAGGUUGCAUCCGCGGUGUUGAGUACCUUCACUCGGGCAAAAGCGUUGGCAAGGUGGUUGUCAAGUUCGACUGACCCCUCCACCUUCCAGCGCAUAUGUAAUCCUAACAGAUCGUUUCGAAAAGGAGAAAAACAACUCUGGGGCGAGGUGUUUGUCGAGUCCAACUGACUUUCCCACAAGCACGCCCUCAUGACAUUGUCUAGUUGGUGGAAGACAGCAGGGAAAAAUAUAUUGAUGAUCGCAAGCUGAAAGAGAGAUGGAAGGGGGCAUCGAAGUAUUGAGGCCCAGAUCUGCCCUCUCCUUUUGGAAUUCCAUAGUGUGUAAUGAAUUUCAUUUUAUGCCACGACUUCAGAGCUGGGCUAUGUAGCUGGGCCUUGGCGAGUAACCGUGACUGUGAUUGUCAUACACAAGGUUGCUCACCAUUGACAACUAUGUGGAAGACCUUGGCAGAAAUUUUCUCUGGCACAUGAUUGUUACAACAGCUGUUGCACCAAAGCAUGUGUAACAGUUAAUAUGUGGCUAGUUGCAUACUUAUUAAGGCAAGUGAUUCCCAGCUGCAUCAAGACAAAAUGUGGCAAUUUUUGUACAAUUUCAGAAGCACCCAGAGUCUACAAUGCCACAUAGUUAUAUACCCCUGUGUGUGUUUAUAGGCAUUUUUGUAACUUAGCCAUUCACUGGUGUGGCAUCAGGAGUGUUUGCUUUACAAUCCUGAAACAAAUCUACAGGGCAGAUGAGACUCAAGUAAAUUUAUCAUGGAAGUGAAUGCAUCGAACAAUCUAAUGUUUUGACCAAGAGCCAUUACUACGAGCUGGUUUCAACAUUGUCAGAAGCACCAGAAAUGUGCCUGUUAUGUCCAGUGGAAAAACUGCAGUGUACUUGCUGUUGCAUCAAUCCACAGCUGGAAAAUCUGACUGUGGAGCACAUGUUAUCUCUUGCGAAACUCGCACUCUUAUCGAAGGCUUACCAUGUGCUCUACACACCAGCGGAGGUGCCUGUGCUCUACAAUGAAUGGCCACGAUUACCCACUUGUGCCGAUAGGCCAGUGACCUUCUGAUGAGUGCUUACUGCAUGCAUAGACUACUGAUAUUGCUCACUUUUACUGUUCCGUGCACUGAAGACUUGGACGUUGUGCAUGACCUAUGCACUAUGUGUGCAAUUCUGUGCCACAUCAAAAGUCUGAAGGGUUGCAUUCAACAUUUGUUGCUCCGUACUAAAGACUGCCUGUUCUUGAAGGGCAGAGCUUUAAUUAAAGCUAGACCUUGUCAUGGGGCACAAAAGAAGAACGAUGGAAGAAUGCCGUCUGGGUGAAAAAAAAAAAAGGAAAAUGAUGAUGGGGUCAAGUGGGUCGUGCAAUAUGUUGUCUACAGGUCAUGAUGUGAAGAAUAAAGGUGUGGGUGACCAGGAA
Messenger RNA from Dermacentor silvarum, 2649 nucleotides. Its product is annotated as prostaglandin reductase 3. Bases 203 to 1318 code for a protein of 371 amino acids. Gene Ontology annotation, cellular component: mitochondrion. Gene Ontology annotation, molecular function: zinc ion binding; oxidoreductase activity. The record is from RefSeq and is a predicted model, not a curated record. Lineage: Eukaryota; Metazoa; Arthropoda; Arachnida; Ixodida; Ixodidae. The transcript is spliced from 2 exons.